AUGGUUUCCCUCCUCCUUGUUAUUCAUUUGAAUAUAUUUUCAAAUUUCGCAGCCAAAUAUCAAGAAAUGCUUGUAAUAACUAUUUUAUGUGCGGCCAUUGCUCUAGUUGUAACUGCUGCUGAUACCAAUCUCUUGACUGAGGGAGCAUCAUACUCCGAUGCCGCAGCCCUCAUAUCUGCGAUCAAUGCGUAUCCCUAUUUAAAAACUUACUACACUGAAGUAUUUGGUGGAAACUGGAGAGAGACAAUUCUGGAUGCCUAUGCUGAUGGGCGCUAUACAAAAUUCCUUACUGAUUGGGCCGAUUAUAGUGAUUACUACAACGGUUAUCACAGUGAAUACUCUUACUUUUCCAAAUAUUAUACCCAAUCAUUUCUUUCUGCUGCUGGAUCUCAGAUUGACACAACAUUUUCUGAUUACGCUGCUUUCGUAUCCUAUAUGGGUUACAGUGACUCCCUUGCAUUCGAAUACAGCUACAGCUUUGAUACUCAAUCCUACAAUAGUGUACUUUUCCUGGUAUACGGAACGUGGUUUAAGGGAUACUACAGUGAGGACUCUUUUGAUACCGAAUCUUAUCUUUCUUAUGUUGGAUCUCAUUACAGUACAUCAUUUGCUGAUUACAGUGAUUUUCUUGCUUACAAUGGUUAUUACAGUGAUUACCAUGAUGAAGAAUCUUUUCUUUCCCAUCAAGGAUCUCUCUACAGUACAUCAUUUGCCGAUUACAGUGACUACAAAUCAUUCGAUUACAGCCGCACCUUCGAUACUUCAUCCUACUAUAGUUUUCUUUCCCUGGUAUACGGAACGGAUCUAGCGGGAUAUUCCUCAGCAAUCUCCGAGUUCGAAUCUCCUGGUGUUUAUGAAACCGAUAAAGUUGCAACUUCUGCAGCUGGAGGAACAGGAUCAAAUAGUAUUGCCGCCUCCACGACUUCGAGAAAUUCCAGAACUAACUCUGCGGCACAAUCAGGAUCUACGACCGAUUCGUCAGAAGAAAGUGCACCUUCCAUUGCUUCAUCUGGAGGCUCAGAAUCUAGCGGCUCAGCAUCUGGAGGCUCAGCAUCUGGAGGCUCAGCAUCAGGAAGCUCUACAUCAGGAAAUUCAGGGUCCUCAACGUCUUCAACAGCUGGUGUGUACUCCGUUGGGGUCCCAUUUGUCGGACUCUUUGCUGCAUUGAUUGCAGUUUUAUAG
Messenger RNA from Dujonia railenensis, 1182 nucleotides. Lineage: Eukaryota; Fungi; Ascomycota; Pichiomycetes; Serinales; Debaryomycetaceae. The record is from the annotation of a GenBank genome assembly.